Messenger RNA from Heteronotia binoei (common prickly gecko), 703 nucleotides. Its product is annotated as 16 kDa beta-galactoside-binding lectin-like. The record is from RefSeq and is a predicted model, not a curated record. Bases 234 to 641 code for a protein of 135 amino acids. NCBI's taxonomy places the organism in Eukaryota, Metazoa, Chordata, Lepidosauria, Squamata, Gekkonidae. The transcript has 4 exons. Gene Ontology annotation, molecular function: carbohydrate binding; laminin binding.
GCUGAGUGAAGUGUAAGGGGUCCCAUGAGAGACACGCCAUUUAGCAAUGUAGUUGAAUGCAUACCACCUAGUCAUCUCUCAGUCUCCUCUGGCCACACCUCCUUCUUUGAUCAGACGCGUUUACAGGCUUGCCUCUGAUUGGCUAGAAGACUGGACACUAUUUAAAGAUCAGAUAAUGUGAGUAAAAGCUAUUGUAGUGGGUCUGCUGGAAAGUGACUUCUCAAGCCUUAGUUAUGGACAUGAAAUUUGUGGUCUCCCAAGUGAAGGUCAAGGCUGGAGAAUGCAUCAAACUGAAUGGGAGCGUGAUGCCAGAAGCAAAGAGCUUUGAAGUAAACAUUGGUCGGAACGCCGCCGAUCUGAUCCUUCACUUCAACCCACGCUUUGAUUCCCGUGGAGAUACCAAGACCAUUGUAUUGAACUCCAUGUCAUGUGGCGAAUGGGAUGAGGAGUUACGGGAGUCUCUCUUCCCUUUCCAGCAGGGAGAAGAAACCACUAUCUCCAUCUCCUUUGAUGAAAAAGAGGUGAAAAUCAAACUUCCUGGAGACCAGGAGCUCAGCUUCCCCAACCGGCGAGGACUAGACUCAGUUGGAUUUCUCUCAGUGAACGGAGACUUUAGGAUGAAAUCCAUCGAAUUUGACUGACUUCAGUUGUGUUCUGUUCUACUAGAACAUCUGCAAAUAAUAAUAAAAAAACUUGUUAGUCA